AUGACGACAAGCGACAUCGGCCAGCUCUGGUCGAAGGCACUAGAGGAUUAUAAGGACGAAACAAAUAUUAACCUAGAGGACAAACAUGACAUCUUCAAAGGAGUUCGUAUUCGCUGGGGGAAAGAAGAAGUCGUAGACGCUGCGGAGCCUGUUAGGGGGCCAGGACAGCCUCAGAAGAAGCUGGCGGAUCUCGCUCAGUAUCUCAUAGAAGAAUCCACGCAAUUCAAGAAGGCGAGACAUGACAACAAAAAAUUGGAUAAGGCUCGAAGCCUCAUAUUCAGGAUGGCAAACCCUCUGAAGUUACUGGCAACUACUGCUAGCAAUUCAGCAGACGCAGCUUGUCCCGCUGCGCCGGUCAUCUUAGUAGUCUUCACAGAAAUCAUUGGAGCGUGUGUCAAGGUGAGUGAGCAGUUCGACUCCAUCGAAGGCCUCUACUUAGUGAUACACUCUUUCGUGGACCGACUCCAAUUGUUAGAGGGAAGCUUGCCGGCAAAACCAGUCUACCAAAAGCAAGUGACAAUGACGUUCAGCGCCAUCUUGAAAUUUUGCGGCAAGACACAUACGUAUAUGACAGGCACUGGUACAGGACGGCAUCUCCACCGGAUGAAGACGUGGUUUAAAGCCCUAAUAAACGGAAAAGACCCAGUCCUAAAGGCUACGUACGACGAAGUCAUACGUUGUAUCGCAGGCUUGGAUUCGGCCACCAUCAUGGUGACGCUAACUUCAGUCAUUGAUAUGAAAACUAAUCUCAACAACCAACGCACACUAAUCGAGGAGACACUUGGGGGAAUAAGUAGCAUCGUCAUCUCCACAGAAAAAAACCAUCACAAGAUGGAGCAGCGAGAAAAAGAUGACAACAAGUUCCAGCAGGAAGCCCUUCGUCUACUCCGCCGUCUGGAUAGCCCAGCGAAUGUGGACCCUAUGGAGCGGAAAUCCCAGGCCCUUGAAAUCGUCACGCAGGUACUGGCGGUCGGUGUAGAGAACCUUGUUCAGCAACGCUUGAAGGAGUUGGAGCAGUCGUACGUUGCGCACACGUUCGACUGGAUCACAGAUACAGAGGGUUACCGUUCUUUCAUGUCAAAGGACGUUAGAAUUCUCUUUAUCAGAGGUGAUUCUGGCAUGGGAAAGAGCAUGUUCUCGUACUACUUUUACGACACGCUGUUGAAAUAUUUCGAACACGAUGCCGCGACGUCAGUCGCAUAUUUCCCAUUCGACGACGAGGUUGAGAGCCUACAGUCUGUCAAGAAUAUGCUCUGCUAUUGCGCUGCUCAAGUUGCCAGGAAGGAUUCUACAUACGUGGACGAAAUAUUGGGAGUCAUUCGGCGCGACUCGAACGCGGAUUAUCGCGGCGAAAACUGCUGGGAAAGACUCUUUGGAGGGAGAUUUAACUGGAGACAGAGGAGGCUUGUCAUGAUCUUGGAUGGCUUCGACCAGCUGCCGGAAGAAGAGCAGAGUGGCUUGAUAACGUACUUGACAGACGCUACCUUACAGCUAUCGAAAGAGAAGCAGACAACAAAGUUGAGAAAGGACUUAGAAGAAGCUGUCUCGGACAAACUGUCGGAAGAGCAAAAAACACAGUUGGUGAACGAAUUUGUGGAAGAGCUUUCGGGCACAACAUCGGAGAAGGAGCGAACACAACUGGUGAUCGAAUUUGUGAAAAAGCUCCCGAACGCAACAUCAGAAGAAAAGCAAAAGUUGACCAAGUGUUUUCCAGACACUCUGUCGAGAAAGUUGUCAAUCCAAUUCAUUCUAACCGCAACACCUAAACCACAACUGGACAGUCUAGAAGCCACUAUGAUUGACUUGAAUCAGGAGAGGAUAACCGACUUGGAUCGGAAGAGGAUGCGCAAAGAAAUGCGCAAAGACAUCAGGGAGGUCGCUCAGGCGCGUGUAGAGACCCUCCCGAAGCUUUCGACGUUUCGACGAGGCAUGAAAACGAGAAUCGUUCAGCUGAUGGAUGAGAAUGCAGACAGCUUCCUCUAUGUUGAUCAUACACUCCGCCGAUUCAACCAGAUUGGGAGUGCUUCGGUUAUUUCCAAUUCGCUUGGCUCAUGGCCCGACAAUACGAUUGAGCUGUGCAAUAAGCUGUUCCUAGAAUGCCUGGAUGGUGAAACUGAAGCCUACAAAACGGCGCUCACACGGCUGUUUUGUUGGCUGGCUUACUCUAAACGACUGAGUCUAGGCGCUGCGGCUCGGCUUCUAGCCCUAAGCAGGCCACCUACUCCGGAGCGGGUCAUCGAGCAGGAGGUAGAUGGGAGACUUUCGAGAGUUUUCUCUGUCCUGGACCAUUACGACGAAAACGACCAUGAUAUCUAUACCACCGACGACGACACCCAGAGCCACCACGAAAGCGGGACGAGCUCUGAGAAGGUUAAAGGCCUUCUUGGAUUUCGAGAGCGUUCUUUCAAAACCUACUUCCGCGAGCUCUUCGAACAACACCCCGCAGACCGCUAUCCUGGCCUCUCGAAACAUGAUGUCUACGUCAUGAUGUUCGAGAUGUCAGCAGAUAUCCUGGUAAUGCACCCAACGGCGGGAGCGGACGGUGUAUACAACGAUGCAGAAGAAGAACUCAUUUCAUAUGCAUCAAAGUCGUUCCUCGAAUAUCUGCUCGCCCUGCAGGACGUGAGCGCCGAGGAAGUAGGGCCCGUUUUAAACCGUCUUUUGAGAGCGCUGGCGAAUGACAACGGAGCCUUAACCAAACUAGAGGAUAUUGUUGACCCAUACGAGGACCACGGGCCUUACAGCAUCUUUGGAGUAGAUGUGAAAGAGCCAUUGAAGGUAUUGAAGAAGCUUGCAGGGCUAGCUCCUAAUAUCACCCAGACAGCCGAGGACAACACACUAUUUGAAGGUAUCGAGUGGGCCAAGACAAAUCUUGGAGAUGGACAUGUCGUUCUGAAGAACAUCGCUUUGAAACACAUUAACAACUGGUUUGAGGCUGAGGACGCCCCUUUGGCUUUCACCUCCUUUCGGUUCGCCCAUCAAGCACUCUGCGACCUUAGUGCGGUAUAUUUCACCGACUUGACUGCGAGGGCGAGAACCGAUUCUUUAUUAAAUAAGCUAGGCAUAACCGAGGACAUCAAUGCAGGGUCAGUCGAAGGAGUUGUUAAGUUUUGGUUCGCCCAUCAGGUACUCUGUGAACUGAGUACGGAAUGUUUCACCGACUUGAUUCCGACUGCGAGAACCGAUUCUUUAUUAAAGAAGCUAGGCAUAAACAAGGACAUCACUGCACGGUCAGUCGAAGGAGAUGCUAAUUUUUGGUUCACCCAUCAGGAACUCUGCGACCUGAGUGCGGAUUGUUUCACCGACUUUAUUGCGAGUUCGGGAAACGAUUCUUUAUUGGAGAAGCUAGAUAUAACCAAGGACAUCACUGCAGAGUCGGCCGAAGAAGCUCCUAAGUUUCGGUUCCAAAAGCGCAUUGCGCAUAUACAUAAACAGAUUUCCCUAGUUUUAUUCUUCGUGGACAAUCCCAGCAAAGCAUUGAAUCAUGCCCAACUAGGAUUAGGUAAAGCUGAAUCUCCCGAGGACAAAUUCCAACUGAGCUACAGAAUUGCCCGCACAAAGUUCUCGGUUUGGAAACACAUCUUCAAACCGGAGGACAAGUCUUUUAUUGAACUAGAGGCAGCUCACAAGAGUUACUCACUUGUCGAUGCCAACGAAAAUGGCGUGUCUACUUUUGAUGUGGCGGAAGUCAAUGAUGACGUGUCUGAUCUUGAUAUAGCGAAAGUCCGCGUGUCUGCUAUUGAUGCGGCUAUCGAAGUCAAAAGACUUUUCGAGAAUGCUCUAGGUAUACAUAAACCAAAGAUAGAGAAAUUGGAUUCCGAUCUUAUGUUUACCGUCAACGGAGCUUAUCAGAUGAAGGCCUUACUCGAGACGCUGACUGUAUCCCGGGAGACUGCGAAUGCUGUCGAAAGCAUGGCCAAGGCGAUGGAAGUGAGGACUUCGGAUACUUAUGUCCGCUUCUUCAACAACCUCAUCGAAGGAUUUUCAGAGAAGAGAAUGUGGCGGGAAAUCAAUGAGCUGCUAGAAAUAUUGUACAACGAUAAUCCGUUCGAGGAUGGCUUAUGGGAAAUAACCCACAGGGCUAUUCAGAGGGCAGCAAAAGCAGGAAAGCCCGAGGACCGCGAUAGGGUCAAGAGACUCUAUCAACAGGCCACCCCCAGCCAAUUGGACGGAGCAGAGUCCAAAAUACUGGAGAUAUCGCUGUGGUUUGCCAAGUUUCAAUGGCUAGUCCUAAAUGAUCCGGCGCCAGCUAAAAAGCUGACCCAGAGGAUCUUCAACGUCAGUCGUGACGGCCUGCAAUGGGUUGGAGAAUCCAGCAGGCAACUUGCCGAUAUUCUAACUGAGGAAUUCCGCACAUCGUGUGACCCAAACGGCAAGCAGAAAACGUUGAAGGAAAUGGAAGAGCUCAUCGAGGUCACUAAACAGCGACACGGGCCAGAGUUUCAAGCAGAGCGGGCACACACGCGCAUUCCCCUAGCAAUUAUGCGACAAAAGAUGGGACCAGCCGAUAUAUUCUUCAAAGAUCUGAAAGAUACCUUUGACGGCUGUCUUAAGGCACUGAAAGAUGAUCGGUCCGACAACGAUCCGUUUAGCUUUCGUAUGCUUGCGAAAACGCUGUCCCUCGUUCCCAACAUGAACAAGGAGUUUGCUAAAGUUUCCCUUUCUUGCCAAUUCUCUAUUGUUGACAGAGAUCUAUACGAAAAGGAACAGGAGGAGCAGAAGGACAAUGACAACAAAGAUACGUAUUGGAGUAUCCAAUGUCACUCGUGCGGGAAGUCGACAAGUGGUUUCGAGGAUACGAAGUAUUACCUAUGUUAUUACUGCGCGAACUGCGACCUAUGCGGUGAGUGCUACGAACGCCGGAAAACCGAGGAACUACCGGCGGAUUGGAUCCAGGUCUGCCCCAUUGGCCACGAUCACAUUGAGGCACCAGUCGAUGAGUGGGAUGGAAUACAUUCUGGUUGCAUAAAGUACGGCGGCAAGAAGAUUCGAUUUGAAGAUUGGCUGGAAACGCUGAAGAUGGAGUGGAAAAAAUGCUGGGACCAAUAUUGGCAGUGA
This is a messenger RNA of Talaromyces rugulosus, 5058 nucleotides long. RefSeq lists its product as uncharacterized. The record is from RefSeq and is a predicted model, not a curated record. The transcript has 3 exons. Bases 1 to 5058 code for a protein of 1685 amino acids. NCBI's taxonomy places the organism in Eukaryota, Fungi, Ascomycota, Eurotiomycetes, Eurotiales, Trichocomaceae.